Messenger RNA from Rhincodon typus (whale shark), 5625 nucleotides. RefSeq names its product syntaxin binding protein 2 (gene stxbp2). NCBI's taxonomy places the organism in Eukaryota, Metazoa, Chordata, Chondrichthyes, Orectolobiformes, Rhincodontidae. Gene Ontology annotation, molecular function: syntaxin-3 binding. The record is from RefSeq and is a predicted model, not a curated record. Gene Ontology annotation, cellular component: secretory granule; plasma membrane. The coding region runs from base 88 to 1863 and encodes 591 amino acids. Gene Ontology annotation, biological process: intracellular protein transport; neurotransmitter secretion; vesicle-mediated transport. The transcript is spliced from 19 exons.
UGGAAGAUGAUGUGCCCAUCGGGGUAGGAUCCGUGAUGUCAUAAAGCAAAGUGACGUGUUUCCUGAGGGAGAGGCGGACAGACUAAGAUGGCGCCGAUGGGGCUGAAAGCGGUCGUCGGGGAAAAAAUUUUAACUGGAGUGAUCAAGAAUCUGAAGAAGGAUGGAGAAUGGAAGGUGUUGCUGGUGGAUCACCUAAGCAUGAAGAUCUUGUCUUCCUGUUGUAAAAUGUCCGACAUAAUGGCAGAAGGCAUAACCAUUGUUGAAGAUAUCAACAAGCGGCGGGAGCCAAUUCCCAGUUUGGAAGCAAUCUAUUUGAUUACACCAUCAGAAAAGUCUGUUCGAGCCCUGAUUAAUGACUUCAAAGACACUCCAACAUUUAUGUACAAAGCAGCCCAUGUAUUCUUCAUUGACACCUGCCCAGAGUCGCUGUUUACCGAGCUUGGAAGAUCACGGUGCACAAAAGUAGUAAAAACCCUCAAAGAAAUUCAUGCAUCUUUCCUUCCUCUUGAAUCCCAAGUGUUCUCACUGGAUUGUCCAGAUUCAUUCCAUCACUUCUUCAGCUCUCACCCUGCAAAUGGUAAUAGUGUGCUCCUGGAGGAUCUGGCUGAACAGAUUGCAACAUUAUGUGAAACAUUGAAGGAAUAUCCAGCUGUGAGAUAUAGGAAGGGCCCAGAAAUCAAUGCAACUUUGGCAAAUCUAAUUCACGACAAACUGAAUGCAUACAAAGCUGAUAAUCCCAGCAUGGGGGAGGGUCCUGAAAAGUCCCGUUCGCAGCUGCUGAUAGUCGACCGGGGCUACGACCCAGUGUCACCAAUCCUGCACGAGCUGACCCUCCAGGCUAUGGCCUAUGAUUUGUUACCAAUUGAUCAAGACAUUUAUUCGUAUGAAACUGCAGGAGUUGCAGAAUCUCGAGUGAAAGAUACACUCCUAGAUGAGGAUGAUGAGCUUUGGCUGCAACUGCGCCACAUGCACAUUGCUGAUGUCUCCAAGAAAGUAACAGAGUUAUUAAAGACAUUCUGUGAAAGCAAAAGGAUGACAACUGAUAAGGCUAAUCUGCGGGAUCUUUCUCAAAUACUAAAGAAAAUGCCUCAGUAUCAGAAGGAACUCAGCAAAUACUCCACACAUUUGCACUUGGUUGAAGACUGUAUGAAGCACUUUAAGGGCUCAGUAGAAAAGAUGUGUAAAGUGGAGCAGGACCUUGCCAUGGGCACUGAUUCAGAGGGAGAGAAGGUCAAAGAUCCAAUGAAGAUAAUUGUGCCGAUCUUACUGGAUACGAACAUUAAACCCUAUGACAAAAUCAGGAUUAUUCUUCUAUACAUCUUCCUCAAAAACGGGAUCACAGAAGAGAACCUCACCAAACUUAUUCAGCAUGCAAACAUCCAGGAAGACAGCAACAUCAUCCGAAACUUUCAGAACCUGGGUACGACCAUCAUAGCCGGGAGUGGAUCAUCUUCAAAGUCUAAACCAGAAAGAAAAUUACGAACAGAAUCAACUUACCAACUUUCCAGGUGGACUCCUGUCAUCAAAGAUAUCAUGGAGGAUGCUACAGAAGAAAAGCUUUGCAAAAAGCAGUGGCCAUUUGUGUCGGACCCUGCCCCAAGUGCAGCAACUCAGACAGCCGUGAGUGCCCGCUUUGGUCAUUGGCACAAGAACAAGACUCCAACAGAGUACAGAACUGGACCCCGGCUCAUUGUUUUUGUUAUUGGGGGUGUCUCCAUGUCUGAGAUGCGCAGUGCAUAUGAAGUAACAAAGGCUACUGACAGCAAAUGGGAGGUGUUGAUUGGUUCUACUCACAUCCUGACUCCUGAAAAAUUCCUGGACAGCCUGAAGAGUUUAGACAAGCCUCUGGAGACUCAAAGCUGAAGCUCCUGUUGGAAGUUCCCAAACUUGGUCUUAACCUGUAAUUUUCCCAACUGUGAUUAAACCCACAAAAGUGAAAUAGUGACUCUAAAUCAACUGGUUGUAUGUUAAGCUCACUGAAUUAGGUGUAAUUAUUUAUUUAUCUUUAAAUUUAAGUUUACAGUUAUCCUUUAUUAAUUGUCAAGCAAGGGUGCAUCAGUGAUAAUUUACUUGCCACUUAGUGAGUUAGACAUUUUUUUCUUUCCUUCUCCAAUCCAAUUUUCUUCCAUCGAAAAUGCUUGCUCUUGGUGUGAUUUGUAAACAGCUGUUAGCUCUUUGAUACCUCAAUCCUGUCCAUCUGAUGUGUGUUUAACAACAGAGAUAAUUUCUUUUAUGUUUGUUGAUAUUCAGAGACACACAGUAGUUUCAGUCCUUUGUCAGUAUUGAGUCAUGUCAACCUGGGUGGCACAUGGGAAGCCACGUGUGUUUGACCUUAACAUUGGGCUCAUUGUGUGGGGAGUGAGCUUUGCUUUACAAAGAGGAAAUGACAAAGGUGAGAAUAUUUGGUUUUAAUUAGAGAUGGCACCUCACCCAUUCCUGGUCUUUAUGCCUCCAGGUUGUAAUACCAUUGUAGUUGACUGCCCUCAUUAUCAAUAAAACCACCAGCUGCAGAAAUUAAGCUUAAGAUCGUCAAAAGCACCUUUGGCAUAGAUGAGGAGCUGAAUCAUUGGACAUGGCGUGAGUUACAAUGGUUACAAAGAGCUAGAGUACAAUAAACAAUUGAAGAUUGAAAGAUAAAUUGCACUGAUGCUACCAGUUAACUUUUGAAGUGCUUUGAUUUUGAGCUCAACCAAAGUUGGUAAGUAACAUUCCUCCCGGUGAGUUGUUCUAUCUCUGUUAGAACAGAGGUUUAAAAAGCCUUUUCAGUUAAUGUAUAAUCAUAUAGCCUGCCCCUCAACCAAUGGAUACCCCUGUAUUGUUUUUACACUGUACAUUUUAAUGCACUUUGCAUUGUUUGUAAACUGGAAGCAAGGACCAAAUCAUAAAGGAUUGUAUAUUUGUGGUGUGGUGCAUAAUCUUUUACUUUAUCUCUUUGCAAUCUGAACUUUUGUUUUCAAUUACUUAGAUUUGAUGGGUUGAGCUGAAGAAGGCCCUUCAGAUCUAUUUGAUCUGACCCUUGCAGAAUACCAAUGCUAAGCCUUUCCAUGAUUUGUUUUUUGUAGGCACAUGGACCUCUGUUUAAUAUUUACCAAAUCACAUUAAAUAAUGAAAAAGCGAAUUUAGGACACAAUUAUGUAUUAAGAUCAAGUCUCAAUGGGACGGACACUGAAUUUGGCCAUCGUAAUCACUAAGCAGAUGUUAAUGUGAGGCCUAAAAACAAUCGCAGUUUAUAGGUAACGGUUUUCUUAUCUGUAAAAUUUUCAGUCAUCAGUAAUCCUCCUUACGUUGGAAUAUGGUAAUUUACAUGCAUGUGGUGAUGGCAUGUCAUUGCGUUCUCUCUGACAUAUUCAGAACAUUUUAAGACUGUCCCUCCUCUUCCUUCUUCACUUCGCCCCCCCCCCCCCGCCCCAACCCCUACCAACUCACUCACUCUUUCUUUCUCUUCACCACCAUCACCAUCUUUCGACAGGUUCUCUCCAUUUUCCUUUGCAGUGAGUAAGUCAUCUGCUUGAACUAAAUACAAGAAGAUCAGAGAAACUUGUGUUUAAAUUUUUCUGUUACCUGCGCUCUCUGGGUAGAGCCUGGCUUCUUUACCUUCUUAUCCCCUCCCUGUUACUGUUGUCAAAUUUGCGCUGUUGUAUGUGGAAUCAUGGCAUAAACUUGCAUCCUCUGUCUGGAUGGCACCAUGCAUUGCAACAACUGGCACAGCAUAGUAUCCCAUCAAUGUAAAACAAGAAAUGUUGCAUUAGUUUCUAGAUCAUAUAACCUAGUAACGCUCACCUUUAUAUCCAAAGAUGUUUUAAAAACAUUUAUAUUUACAAGUAAACACUUAUUACCUCAAGACAAAUUAUUAAUGGAGAAAAAAAGAGGAAUUUUUAUUACUAGAACAAAGGCUUGCCUUUAGGGAUUAUGUUAAUUUGAGUUAAUUUGUUAGUAAACUCACUACAGAUUACGGUGCCUGGAGACUUCAUCUCCCCUAUCCUUAAUAGCAUCCAGUUUUCUCUGAGAUAUAUAGAAGUGUCUUAUGUUCUUGAUCAGCCAUAGCAUGCCCUGGUGUUGCACAAAAUUGUUUACUUUUUGUCUGACACAAGAUGACUCCUAACUGUGAAAAACUGCAUUGCUUCACGCUGAAGGAGAUGUUUUAACUGUUGCAGCAAUAAAACUAAUCUAGCAAAAGGUAUUUUCAAGAACUCAGCAUCCCAGGAUUUUCACAGGAGAGACACGAUGCUCUUUGGUCAAGGCUACAUCCUCUGAGCGUCAGUGUAGAUUUGCAUGAGUUCACUUUUUUAAGCUUUAUUGCACUAAUUAAAUGCAGCCUUUGCAUAAGUUCCUAUCACCAGUCUGUAAGGUUUUUAAACAUUUUUCAAUGCAGUAGAUAUUUGUAAAUUUUGUUUAAAUGAAGGCCAUAAACAUAUUCAUUAGUUCAUGUUGAAAUCUCUCUUUAAAAAUCUUGCCUUGUAAAUGGUUCAGAUGGAUCGUUCUAGUCUUGGUUAUUAUUAUGUGACACAAUCUUUGUUUAAAGUAUGAUUGAGAAUAUCUGUAUGCUACAUAUCAAUUGUUCAUUGAUCUAUGCUUUGUACGUAUUUUGUUAAAAUGGACCUUUCAAACUACCUAACAUGCCCUUGCCCUACCCCAAUACCGGUUCUGAAAGGAAUGUUGAACAGGAUGACAUAUGCACUCUGGGUUCCUAAGUGCUCAGAUUCAAGUAAAGGAAAUCUCUGAAUUGUGACUUAUUUUAAGAAAUUUUUUUUUUAUACCUGGGGGUGUGUUAAGAAGCCAGUGAUAAGCACCUGAUGGUUUACGAACUAUGCAUAUUUUGAGACAUGCUUUAGCAGACCUGUCAUGGUUGGACAAAUGCGGGCAGUGUUGUCAGUGGUAUCUGGCUGUCUACUACCCUCUUUCAGCCAAAAGGAUGCUUUUCCACAUUGGUGCUCCUGGUCUGAGGAGUGUGCUUAAUGCAUAGAUAUGCGAAAGUUGGUUCUGUAGAAAGAAAGGUUCUGUAGUGAGCUUUCUAGGUUUAUCAGAGCCCCUCUGCACUUUGUCCAAAGUCAGUUUCACACGGGGCAUAUUCCAUAUGGUCCCAUGUUCUGUAGUGGUAAGACCCUGCUGCAACUCCAUCCAUCCUUCCUUCCUUCUGCUAUCCCAGGUGGCCAUCUCUCACACCAUUUGGCUCUAAAAUUACAUCCGGAAUUCAAUCCGUACUUCUUUGUCCCUGUGUUCCUGCAACCAUUUUACAUUGGUCUGUGUAUAUAUGCAGUGCCACUGUGGCAUUAACACCAGCCAGGAUUUCUGUAAGUAAGUCUGACCUACCUUCGCCAGUUGGUCUGACCCCUUCUGAAGUAGCAGGGGGACAUUUUAAGCAUUCUGUCUUGUUGCAGACCAGUUCAUCACAGACCUUGACUGGGUAGGGGGGCUAACUAACUGAAUUCUCUGACAUGUUUGAAUCUUUUGUUUCCAGCAUGUAAUCUGCCUAUAUUUGAUCAUUUCAGUGUGUUGAAUUUCAUUGUGUCCAUGAUUUGUCUAGAUGGCAAAAGUUGAUGUAAAUAUUUCACCUUUAGUAGUUGGAACCAGUGUAACUUUUGUAUGUAUGUGCAUUGAAUAAUUAAAGUCCUAUAAACUCGCACA